AUGUUCAAUGCAGCAUCACGGCGCGCCUGCGCCUUCAUUUCGAGGCCAAGAACCCUACAAUGCAACAAAGCUCUCUCUACACACACAGUGUCACCCAGAUGUCAACCUGGAAAAAGUACCAGAUCAUCACUUCAGAGACAAUCGCAACCACCAUCCUCCUUAUUACAAAAUAUCCGUCCUCAAUUCCGACAUCUUAGCUAUGGACAGCGGAUGAAACGCGGCUUGCAGGAAGCUUCAAAAGGAAUCUGGCGCAAGAAUCCUAUCCUCCUCCCACUCGCCAUCAUCUCAGUCGCCGGAGCCACGGCUAUAUUCGCAUAUAUAUCCUACAUCGAGUUGACACGUGUCGGCCCACAGUAUCACAAGUUCCCACCUCCAGUCGCCGAGUCGCUCCGGACGGCUGUAUACUACACUGAAGUUGAUCUCAACCCGGCCAAGGCGCUGAAGGCAUACAAGGAGGCUCUGAGGAAGGCAGUCGAGCUUGGCAUGCAUCCCUUCUCAGAUGAGGUGGUAGGAAUCCAUCUCCAGGUAUCGAUGAUGCUAGAGAAGGCCGGGCUGGCGAAACCCGCCAUCCAGGUUCUCGAACGCACAAAGACCGAGUGCCUAAAGUGGGUGGAAGAAGGUAGAAAGAAGAAGGAUGCACAGAGGCCGGAAGCCGAAGCGGUGACGGAGUCCAUUCAGAUCGACGACCCUGACGCGCUAGUAAUGCAUCAGAAGAUGAAGGAGCUGGACGAGUACGAAGACCGCCAGCGGGACAAGGUCCUAAAGAAAGUUGUCGGCAUCCACAUGAAGCUCGCAGAGCUGUACGCAAGCGACUACAUCCAGGAUGAGAAGAAGGCCGAAGGCUACCAGGAAGCCGCGGUGGAACUGUGUCUGAAAGAGCUUCGCCGCCGCCAGGAGCUCGGACUCCCUGUCGGGAGCGCCUCACAAGACUCCACAGCCUGGCUGAACCUAUCCGAGAUUGCCACUGCACUCACAGAUCUGGGACAGACAUAUCUAAAGCAGGAGAAGAACGAGCUCGCCAUGCCACUCUUGCUGCGCGCGCUGGACCUCCUACGCACAGACGAAGGCAGCACACCCUCCUGCAAGCAGGUGACGCUCCUCGCGAAUGUGUCCACCGCCAUCACGGGUGAACUGCAUAAGAAGACUCCUUCUCGUGGGUCUACUGCCGCACCUCAACAACUCAUCGACUCAGGCAACCAGUGGGCGCAAAAGGCCCUAGACGUUGCUGCUAAUCUGCAGCCUCCUAUCCGCGACGAGGAAUGCGAUGUGUCCUGUAUCGCGGCAAUGUAUAACCUGGGAGAAAUUGCCCAUCUUCAGGGCAAGCGGAAGGAAGCCGAACAGUAUUGGAAGGAGGCCAAGUCUUUGGCUCGCGGGCUGGGACUCGAAGAGAAUGCCGCCCAUGUGGAGGAAGCUCUGGCGCAAUUGACGAAAUGA
This is a messenger RNA of Aspergillus fumigatus Af293, 1434 nucleotides long. Its product is annotated as TPR domain protein. The record is from RefSeq and is a predicted model, not a curated record. Gene Ontology annotation, cellular component: i-AAA complex. Lineage: Eukaryota; Fungi; Ascomycota; Eurotiomycetes; Eurotiales; Aspergillaceae. Gene Ontology annotation, biological process: protein quality control for misfolded or incompletely synthesized proteins. Gene Ontology annotation, molecular function: misfolded protein binding.